Molecule: messenger RNA, 255 nt
Organism: Yarrowia lipolytica CLIB122
Lineage: Eukaryota; Fungi; Ascomycota; Dipodascomycetes; Dipodascales
Source: RefSeq, a predicted model, not a curated record
AUGGCGAGUUUUGCCGAAAUGUUCUUUAUCUAUCCGUCGCUUUUGGGAAUCAAGAUGGUGUCGAUCCGAAACAACAAGAUUGUUCGAAUGUAUGGCUACACGGACGAUCUGCGGUUCUCUCAGGUGUUUCUGUUGCAUACCAACUUUGAGGUGUCCAUUGAAGCCUCUUCGGCGAAGAACCAGCUCCUGGAUGAGUUAUGGAACUCGGAUGCAGUCUUGUUUGUUUCAGCACGUGACCAGGAUAGAUUCUACUAG